Asparagus officinalis (garden asparagus) is the source of this 1191-nucleotide messenger RNA. RefSeq lists its product as uncharacterized. The coding region runs from base 1 to 1191 and encodes 396 amino acids. Lineage: Eukaryota; Viridiplantae; Streptophyta; Magnoliopsida; Asparagales; Asparagaceae. The transcript has 7 exons. The record is from RefSeq and is a predicted model, not a curated record.
AUGGCUAUGAGAAAAGCAUUCUCUCCGCUUCUUUUAAUACUUGUGUUUAUUACUAAAAGUGUUGAAUGUCGAUGGAGUUUCACGGAGGAAGAAGACUUGGAAUUUGAAAAACAACUGAAAAUCCUUAACAAACCUCCUGUGAAAACCUUUCAGUCUCAGAGCGGACAUUUUUAUGACUGUAUUGAUAUCUACAAACAACCAGCUUUUGACAAUCCUCUUCUGAAAGAUCACAAACUUCAGAUGAGUCCCAGCAGUUUUCCAAGAGGCGUGACUCGUGAACUACAGCCUUCCACUGCAAAAUACAAUUUCUACAAGAACAUCAGUUGUCCAUUAGGAACCGUUCAAAUUCGCAGAACUACUAAGAACGAUUUGAUACAUGCCAAAACUCUUCAGAAUCAUAUCAAAGGACACAAUAGUUUCCAAUCGAAGAUUGCUAGUCUUAAUGGGAGCCAUUUUGCAGUGAUGAAAUCGGUUCUUGGAGAAUAUUAUGGGUCGCAUGCUGCGCUUGUUGUUUAUGGUUUUCCAAAUAUUACGCUUAAUCAGUUGACAAUGAGUGAAAUAUGGGUCAUUGGAGGUGCAGAGGGACCCGAGGACGAAGUAAAUGUGGUACAAGCAGGAUGGGAUGUGUUUCCCAGUCUAAAUGGUGACUCUUUAACACAACUAUUUACGUAUUGGACGGCUGAUGGUUAUAAAAAAGCUUGCUACAAUCUCGAGUGUCAAGGAUUUGUUGUGGUAUCUAGAUCAGCUUCUCCUGGGAUUGAAAUAUUUCCCCUUUCUACCUAUGGUGGAAUUCAAGAGUUAAUUGACAUAACUAUCUUCAAGGAUCAGGAAACUGGAAAUUGGUGGUUGGCAUUUGGAGAUGAUUUUGUGGGAUAUUGGCCAAAGGAAAAUUUCAAUAAAAUGGAGAAAGCUACUGAGGUUGAUUGGGGAGGUGCAGUUUACUCUCCCUUGAAUGAGCCUAGUCCUCCUAUGGGGAGCGGUCAUCUACCUUUCGAAGGUUUAAACAAGACAUGCUAUUUUCUGAAUGUUGAGUUAGUAGAUAAAAAUAAUAAGUACUAUAGCGCAGAUAAAAUCAAUGUCGAGCUGGGCGCUGAUGCCCCUAGUUAUUAUAACAUCGAUGAAAAUAUGGAAACCGGAUAUCCAGAUGGUUACCGAUUUCGUUAUGGUGGUCCUGGAGGAUAUACAGGAUGA